This is a messenger RNA of Eleginops maclovinus (Patagonian blennie), 4061 nucleotides long. RefSeq names its product DDB1 and CUL4 associated factor 8 (gene dcaf8). The transcript is spliced from 13 exons. Bases 262 to 2112 code for a protein of 616 amino acids. Gene Ontology annotation, cellular component: cytoplasm; Cul4-RING E3 ubiquitin ligase complex. Gene Ontology annotation, molecular function: protein binding. NCBI's taxonomy places the organism in Eukaryota, Metazoa, Chordata, Actinopteri, Perciformes, Eleginopidae. The record is from RefSeq and is a predicted model, not a curated record.
AAGAAGCGUCAAAACAUAAACAGAGCCGUCAACCUUGCAGUUAGCUUGCUUUAUAGUCUGUCUUUUGCAAAACCCUCUAUGCACGCAUUCCUAAUGUCGUGUAUUUACGCCAAGGGGAUCACGGCACUUAGCUCAAUUGCUAAGCAGUGAGUUGGAGAGCAUAAAUCUGCAAUAAAGAUUAGGACUAAACUAAGAAGUACGCCUCGUCGGGCCUGCGAAUAGAGGUUCUCCCUCGGGGCGACGCACGACAAAGGACACAGAAUGGCUGAACCUGACGGCAAAUCCACUGCGCUGAACGGUGGCUCUGAAGAAAAAGAUCCAGGGGAAGAUCAACACAAGGAGGAAGGUGCCUCUGGAAGCAAAGAGGGACAAACACAGUCUUCAUCUCAAGAUGCUCCCAAAGAAACAGGAGAGGCGUCUGGAGACAAGCCUAUGCCAGAUGUGGAAGGAGAGAUAAGGGCAAACCGAGAGGGAGAGGAGGAGGAGGAAGACACAGACAGCAUGGAUGGAAGCGGUCUUUACUCCCUGACUGAGGAUGGUGAUAGAGAGAGCGAGGGAGGCCGACGGGAGAGGGCAAAGGAGAAAAGAGCAGCCAGAAAGAGGAAUAGACCCGGCGGCGUCGGCGGCACCAAUCACUCCUCCAGCUCAGAUGAUGAUGACGAUGAUGACGACGAAGAAGAAGAACAGAAAGAUGACGAUGAUGAUGACGACGACGAUGAUGAUGAGGCUAUGGAGGCGUGGCUGGGAGCAGAGCUCUGUGACAUGCGUGGCCCUAUAUGGAGGUCGAUACCCUCACUUCGCUCCAGGGAGAUCGGCAGGGACUCACACCAGUUUGUGAGGCGCGUGUGUGGAGCCCGGGGUCUGGUGCAGAGGCUAGAGCUGCAGGGCCGGCUGGAGAGGCACACAGGUUGCGUCAACACGCUGCACUUCAACCCCUCGGGCACACGCCUGGCUUCGGGCAGCGAUGACCUGCGAGUGGUGAUCUGGGAUUGGGCUAUCCGCCGUGCUGAGCUGGAGUUUGACAGUGGCCACAAGAGCAAUGUCUUUCAGGCGAAGUUCCUGCCUCACAGUGGAGACUCCACCUUGGCCAUGUGCGCUCGAGAUGGUCAGAUCAGAGUGGCUGAACUCUCUGCCACACAACGCUGCAAGAACACCAAGCGGGUGGCACAGCACAAAGGGGCAGCACACAAGCUGGCCCUGGAGCCAGACUCCCCCUGCUCCUUUCUUUCUGCGGGGGAGGACGCUGUGGUGUUUGGUAUUGACCUGCGUCUCGACCGCCCUGCUAAUAAACUGGUGACCGUGAAGGAGGGGGAUAAAAAAGUGGGCCUGUACACCAUCUAUGUGAACCCGGCAAAGACACAACACUUUGCUGUGGGAGGAAGAGAUCAGUAUGUGAGGAUCUAUGACCAGAGGAAGAUCAAUGAGAACGAUAACAAUGGCGUUCUGAAGAAGUUUUGUCCUUCACAUCUGGUAUCCAGUGAGUCUAAAACCAACAUAACCUGCCUCGUGUACAGCCACGAUGGCACAGAGCUCCUGGCCAGUUACAACGACGAAGACAUCUACCUGUUUGACUCCAACCACAGUGAUGGGGCAGACUAUCGCAGGAGAUACAAGGGACACCGCAAUAAUGCUACAGUGAAAGGAGUGAACUUCUACGGGCCAUGCAGUGAGUUUGUGGUCAGCGGCAGUGACUGCGGACACAUCUACCUGUGGGACAAGAACUCUGCUCGCAUUGUCCAGUUUAUGGAGGGAGACAGGGGAGGAGUGGUGAACUGUUUGGAGCCACAUCCCCACCUGCCAGGCAUGGCCACUAGUGGGCUGGACCAUGAUGUGAAACUGUGGGCCCCCACAGCGGAGUGCCCCACUGGACUCAAGGGUCUGAAAGAGGUGAUGAAGAAGAACAAGCGGGAGCGUGAUGGGGACAGUGUUCGUCAUGGCGACCAGUACGACACCCAGCUGCUGUGGUUCCUGAUGAGACACAUGAGGAACAGAAGGCCUCCGAGGGCCCGCCGCGAGGGUGCAGACGCAGACACAGACGAGUCGUGGAGCUCUCCGGAUUCCUCCGAUGAAGAGGAGGGAGGUCCUGACAACGUCCAGUGCAUGUCCUCCUGAGCUACACACACACACAUACUGAGACCCACACACACACACACACACACACACACACAUACAUACAUACAUACAUACAUACAUACUUUAUUGCCCUUGAAUUGAUGCACAUAAGCAAGCACUAUUGACACACUGGCAUACUCAAACACAGACGAGCCACAGACUUGUUUUUGUUUUUCCUCCUACACAUACAAACUUACAGAGAUAAAACACACAUUUACUUUGACAUACUUUUGAAGAAGAGAUGCUUAACGUCUGGUUUCCCAGCUGUUGUGAGUGUGCAAAUAACGACUAAAGACUAUAAACACACUUCCAGAAUCCUGACUUUUGGGGGAAUUGUACAAAGAGGUUUAGUGAGUGCUUACACCCCUACGAGCCACUUGGACCCCCCUGCUUGUCUAUACGUUAUCUCUCAGCUCUGCCUCGCCCCAGAACAAUGUCCUGUGCAUGUAUGGCAGCAAGCACCUCUUCUUUAGGUACCCUGUAGGAAGCUAUACAUCACCAGCAGGCAAUCCCUUCUCUCUUAGUAACACACCUCUUGCUCUGGAGCUCUCUGUGCUGUCUGAGGGAGGGUCAGCAGGGAGUAGAAUGGUACCCUCAAACCAUCCCCUUAAAUGUGACUCCCUUUAAGAUUUGAACACAUGGAGGGAAACCCCAGUGUCCUCCCACUGCAUCGCCCCAGUCUCAUAUUGAUUUCUGGCCCUUGAGCUUGUGCAGCUAGUUCCAUUUCCCCCCAGAGAACUACUAAAUCCCUACAUGCUGCAUCACCAGACAUUCUACUUCCUCCCCCUCCUCUCUGCAUCACCCCCCUCCCCCCUCACGACUGAGUGCACUUUGAAUCAGGGAUGCUUUUAGUUUGAGACAAAGACUAAACGUGCACUGAGUGUGAUUUUUUGGGGGGUAAAGCGCUUGUAUCCUUCAUUGGAGGCCCCACAGUGAAGUUUAGUUCAUUUCUAUUGAUUUAUUUGAGUGGGGAGAUAUUUUUGCACUUAAGAAUAGUUCGACUGAGGAAGAGGAGACUUGUUUUGCUUCAACCAAACUUUCCUCCUCCUCCUCCUUCCUUUUUCUUCCUCCCCGCUCUCCAUCUUUGAAAGGAAAGUUUAAAUGUUGAGGCAAAUGCACAUAGGAUAAUGACAGGAUCUGGAAUUAUGAAAAGCAACAAUCAACUUGGAUUAAAUCCCAACUGAAGAACUGUGACAAUUGAGAUUGGAGUAAUAACCAUGCGGUUCCCAAAAAUCCAUCUGUGACGCUGACAGUCUCAAAUAAUUUGCUCAACAACGUUUAUUAGACAAACAUUUGAACUAAGUCUUGUGUUUGAAGCAAGCACACCACUUCUUAGGAAAGAGGAGGAGGGGGGGGGGGGUCAAUGUUCUUGCCAGUCACUUGUUGUGUGAGAGCGUUAAAGUCCAGCUUUUCUCAUUUUCUAUGAGAACUCUAGUUAGAUGCAUUUCUAUGUACAUAUAUAAAUAUAUAUUAAAACUGUAAAAAAAAAAAAAAAACAUCUUUAGCAAAUGCUGUUCGACUCCAAAAAAAAUAAAAAGAUAUCAAAUCAUUUGAUUGGUAUUGAUGCAGAGGUUUAUAUUCUAUAUGAGGACAAAGUACUUUUAAAAUCAAGAGAAGAAUAACUUGAGGCACCAUUUUUGUUCUAUUUUUUUUUGUUAUGAAUGGCAUCCCUCUGUUAUGAACAGAUCAGCUGUCAUUUCAAGUAUUACAGGUUCUAUUUCUUGUUCAAAGAAAAUGCAAAAAAGUAUUUCCUUUCUAGAUCUUAAUCCAUCAUUCGAGACGGUUCUAUCCAGAUUUUCCCACUGGCUAUUUUUGGCAUCUUGUAUACAGAAGGCGUUAGAUGAACAUUUUUGUCCACCACUGCCUAAUAUUGCGUUCCAUCAGUUAAGUUGGAAAUAUGUACGAUUAGUGCAAUAAACAAAAAGACAGUGCUCUUGAUGUUGUUGUCA